CUCCCCGCCCCCUCCCUCCCCCCUCGCGGCCUCUCCACAGGUUCCUGGUUAAGAUGGCGUCCCCGGUGGCCAUCGCGGCACAGGCCGGCAAGCUUCUGCGAGAGCAAGCGCUGCGGCCGCGGCUCCUGGCGGUCAGGUCCCAGGCUGGUCACUUAACCUCCAGAAGAUGGCUGAACCUGCAGGAAUACCAGAGCAAGAAGCUCAUGUCCGAGCAUGGAGUGAGAGUCCAGAGGUUCUUUGUCGCCAGCACUGCUAAUGAGGCUCUGGAGGCAGCGAAGAGACUGAAUGCAAAAGAAAUUGUUCUGAAAGCCCAGAUCUUAGCUGGAGGAAGAGGAAAAGGUGUCUUCAAUAGCGGUUUGAAAGGAGGUGUUCAUUUAACCAAAGACCCGAAUGUGGUGGGACAGCUGGCCAAGCAGAUGAUUGGUUAUAAUCUAACAACGAAACAAACUCCAAAAGAAGGUGUGAAAGUUAACAAGGUGAUGGUUGCUGAGGCCCUGGACAUUUCUAGAGAGACCUACUUGGCUAUUCUGAUGGACCGGUCCCACAAUGGUCCUGUGAUAGUGGGCAGCCCCCAGGGGGGCGUUGAUAUUGAAGAAGUGGCAGCUUCCAGUCCAGAACUCAUCUUUAAGGAGCAGAUUGACAUUUUUGAAGGGAUAAAGGAUAACCAGGCCCAGCGGAUGGCAGAAAAUCUGGGCUUCCUCGGGCCUUUGAAAAAUCAGGCGGCCGACCAGAUUAAAAAGCUGUAUCAUCUCUUCCUGAAGAUUGACGCCACUCAGGUGGAAGUGAACCCCUUCGGUGAAACUCCAGAAGGACAAGUUGUCUGCUUUGAUGCCAAGAUCAACUUUGAUGACAAUGCUGAAUUCCGACAAAAGGACAUAUUUGCUAUGGAUGACAAAUCAGAGAAUGAGCCCAUUGAAAAUGAAGCUGCCAGAUACGAUCUUAAGUACAUAGGACUAGACGGGAACAUUGCCUGCUUCGUGAAUGGGGCUGGAUUAGCCAUGGCUACUUGUGACAUCAUUUUUCUGAAUGGAGGGAAGCCAGCUAACUUCUUGGACCUUGGAGGUGGUGUAAAAGAAGCCCAAGUCUAUCAGGCAUUCAAACUGCUCACGUCUGAUCCCAAGGUGGAAGCUAUCCUCGUCAAUAUCUUUGGUGGAAUUGUCAACUGUGCCAUCAUUGCCAAUGGGAUCACCAAAGCCUGCCGGGAGCUAGAACUCAAGGUGCCCCUGGUGGUCCGGCUUGAAGGAACUAAUGUCCAGGAGGCUCAGAACAUCCUCAAAAACAGUGGACUUCCCAUUACGUCAGCCGUGGACCUGGAGGAUGCAGCCAAGAAAGCUGUUGCCAGUGUGGCAAAGAAGUGAUGGCUUCCCCUGAGUUCCUGUGAAGAAGAGCACUUCCCUCAUCACUGUGAAAGCAAUUGUUGUCACUGGGAAGGGGUCACACACAAGAAUCAUUAUCUGAAAACUCUUAAGUCUGAACUUUCUCAAAUGCGCUAUCCAGAGUGCCUAAAGCUGAUUUUACCCUGUAGUCGUAAAACAAAUCACAUCACACAGUUUCACACCUUCUCUUGCCGUCAGUAGCAGGGUCUACCAGCUCUGCCACAGCCAGUGUGGCCAAAUAAUGUGCAUAGGUACAGUUUUUGAAGCCUGGUCUAGGUCCAUCUACAAGAACUUUGUGAACCUUUAAUCUUCUAUAAUAGAAAAUUGCAGGACUCACAAGUUCAGACAGGAUUCUAUUUAACAUAGGGACUUGCAGAAGGAUGCAGCUAGGACAUCUGAGCAUCUGUGAACAGCAGUUUCCAUAGGCUCAUAAUUCUAACACACCUAGAAAGCCCAGGAAUGUCCUAAAGUGUGGUAUACAUUGGGAGCCCCACAUUGAUACUUGUACAUUGCACACAUUUUACCCUGUGCCUUAAUGUUGAAUAUUCUGCCUGCCUCACACCAAACUGCAACCUGAUGCCUUAGUUACAAGUUUAAAGGAAAGGUUCUGUUUCAUGUCGGAGUUGGUAAAUGCUGAUUUUUAUGAAACUGUGUAAUUAAGCCAUUUCAUUAAGAGACAAUACUGAAGAUCAAGCUGUGUUGGGGGUGAGGUUUUUCCCUCUCGAACCCUCCACUUCACACUUACCAGCUUGUCAUAGAUGGGGAAAUGUCAUUGGAGAGAACGUGGCCUUUCUAAUGAUGUCCUUUUUUUGUGACAGGAAUUUUCCUAAUUUGAUCUUUUGUUUAAUUUUGAUAAGUUUGUACUGAUACACAUUUUAAAUAAAAUGGUUUUUAAGUGCUAUGUUAGCUGUGCAUUUCUUGAUUCUGUCAGUUGGUCACGGCCUCACCGUUCCUUCCUUGUGAAGGCACUAGCCUUUGUGCCUGAGUCUCGACUCCAGCUAGGAGACCACAGCUCACCUGGAUUGUCCCAACUCCACUCUGUCUUGUCACAUGGCCAUUUCUGUGGCAGAUGGCUCAGUGAAGGGCUAAAAUUUGCACAUUAGACACAAGCCCAGAAAAUAUGUCUCUGAUGUGGAACAAGGUGACAUGGUCCAGUGAAAACACUGUGGUGUAUUCCAGGGGCCGCCUUUCCCAUCCAUACUCCAGUGCAUAACUAGCCACACU
This is a messenger RNA of Chionomys nivalis (European snow vole), 2600 nucleotides long. RefSeq names its product succinate-CoA ligase GDP-forming subunit beta (gene Suclg2). The record is from RefSeq and is a predicted model, not a curated record. Gene Ontology annotation, cellular component: succinate-CoA ligase complex; mitochondrion. Gene Ontology annotation, molecular function: ATP binding; succinate-CoA ligase (GDP-forming) activity; metal ion binding. Lineage: Eukaryota; Metazoa; Chordata; Mammalia; Rodentia; Cricetidae. Gene Ontology annotation, biological process: tricarboxylic acid cycle; succinyl-CoA metabolic process. The coding region runs from base 54 to 1358 and encodes 434 amino acids. The transcript is spliced from 11 exons.